This is a messenger RNA of Lacerta agilis (Sand lizard), 2673 nucleotides long. It is a transcript of the gene INTS9, whose product is annotated as integrator complex subunit 9. Gene Ontology annotation, cellular component: integrator complex. Gene Ontology annotation, biological process: snRNA processing. Bases 1 to 1977 code for a protein of 658 amino acids. The record is from RefSeq and is a predicted model, not a curated record. NCBI's taxonomy places the organism in Eukaryota, Metazoa, Chordata, Lepidosauria, Squamata, Lacertidae. The transcript is spliced from 17 exons.
AUGAAGCUGUACUGCCUGUCCGGACACCCAACGCUGCCAUGCAACGUCCUCAAGUUCAAAUCGACCACCAUUAUGCUCGACUGUGGGCUGGAUAUGACCUCGACGCUCAACUUUCUCCCCCUGCCUUUGGUCCAGAGUCCAAGGCUAUCUAAGCUCCCUGGUUGGAUCUUAAAAGAUGGGAGCACUUUCCUAGACAAGGAGCUGAAGGACUGUGCCGGCCGGGCGUUUGUGGAUUCCGUUCCAGAGUUCUGCUUGCCGGAGAUGGAGCUGAUUGACCUGUCGACGGUGGACGUUAUCCUGAUCUCAAACUACCACUGCAUGAUGUCCUUGCCCUACAUUACGGAGCACACCGGCUUCACCGGAACCGUCUACGCCACCGAGCCGACGGUUCAAAUCGGCAGGCUUCUGAUGGAGGAGCUGGUCAACUUCAUUGAGCGGGUGCCCAAGGCUCAGUCUGCCUCCAUGUGGAAGAAUAAGGAAGUGCAAAGGCUGCUUCCCACCCCUCUGAAAGACGCGGUCGAAGUCGCCACGUGGAGAAGGUGCUACAAUAUGCAGGAAGUGAACUCGGCGCUCAGUAAGAUCCAGCUGGUGGGGUAUUCCCAGAAAAUAGAGCUGUUCGGUGCAGUCCAGGUCUCCCCUCUCAGUUCCGGUUAUGCCCUUGGCAGCUCCAACUGGAUCAUCCAGUCGCAUUACGAGAAGGUUUCCUACGUCUCGGGGUCCUCGCUCCUCACGACGCACCCACAGCCCAUGGACCAAGCUUCCCUGAAAAACAGCGAUGUCCUCAUCCUGACCGGCCUCACCCAGAUCCCCACCGCAAAUCCCGACGGCAUGGUGGGAGAAUUCUGCAGUAACCUUGCUAUGACCGUCCGGAACGGGGGGAACGUCCUGGUCCCCUGCUACCCGUCCGGCGUGAUCUACGACCUUCUCGAGUGCCUGUACCAGUACAUCGACUCGGCCGGCCUCUCCAACGUCCCCUUCUACUUCAUCUCGCCGGUGGCAAACAGCUCCCUCGAGUUCUCCCAGAUCUUUGCCGAGUGGCUGUGUCACAAUAAGCAGACGAAGGUGUACCUGCCAGAACCACCCUUCCCUCAUGCGGAGCUCAUUCAGACCAACAAGCUCAAGCAUUACCCCAGCAUCCACGGAGACUUCAGCAACGACUUCAAGCAGCCCUGCGUGGUCUUCACGGGACACCCCUCGCUCCGUUUUGGCGACGUGGUGCAUUUCAUGGAGCUGUGGGGGAAGUCCAGCCUUAACACCAUUAUAUUUACAGAGCCCGACUUCUCCUAUCUCGAUGCUCUGGCUCCAUACCAGCCGCUGGCUAUGAAAUGCGUUUACUGCCCCAUCGACACCAGGCUGAACUUCAUCCAGGUCUCCAAAUUACUCAAAGAAGUUCAGCCUCUCCACGUUGUUUGUCCAGAGCAGUACACCCAGCCCCCUCCCACCCAGGCCCACCGCACGGACCUGAUGGUCGACUGCCUGCCGCCACCCAUGUCCUACCGCAGAGCCGAGGUACUGACCCUCCCAUUCAAACGCCGCUACGAGAAGAUUGAAAUCACGCCAGAGCUUGCAGAUUCACUGGUGCCCACCGAGAUGAAGCCGGGGAUCUCCUUGGCGACCGUUACGGCUGUUUUGCACACGAAAGACAACAAGCAUGUGCUUCAGCUCCCCCCAAAGCCUCCUCAGCCUCAAGGGGGCAAGAAGAGGAAGCGGGUGGCAGAUGAAGUUCCGGAGCUGAAACCCGUCAAGCCUUUGCUGAGCGGCUCCAUCCCCAUGGACCAGCUGGUGCAGACCCUGGAGAAGCACGGCUUCAGCGACGUGAAGGUGGAGGACACCCCGAAAGGCCACAUCGUGCUCUUCCAGGACGUGGAGACCCUCAUCCGCAUCGAGGAGGACUCCACGCACAUCAUGUGCGAAAGCGACGAGGCGCUCCGGGUGAAGCUCCAGGACCUGGUCCUCAAAUUCCUGCAGAAGUUCUGAGGCCUCGGCCUGCCUCGGAGUCCGGCCGUCCCCGUCCCCCCCCCCCCAGCAGCGGCAGAAAAAGGAAGGGGGCAAUAAAUUGCAUAGUUCUCCAGAGUGUGGUUGCCGGGGCUGCUGUGCCAUUUUAAAAACCAGGAAUAGUUAAACAAGCACAAUUUUUCCACUAUGGUGGCACAACGAUGGAGGCAGCUGUCCCUUAUCCCCCCACCCCAAAUGCCGACAUCACAUCACUGAGGCCUUUUGUAGAAUUCCAGCAGGCUGCUUAGAACACCUCCAUGGUCCCCGGUAGAAGUUUGGGGGAGCGGGGGAGGAGACACAACUUUUUGUAAACAAACAAACAGGAAGUGCUCAUGAACUGCACUUCCUGUUCCAUUCUCCGGAACGUUUAGCAGAACUCUCUUGGACUACAACUCCCAUCAGCCCUAACCAGCAUGGGGGAGUUGUAUACCAAAAUACCUGGCAGGCACCAGCUUGGCAAAAGUUGUAUAAAAGCAUUUUCUCUUCCCAUCCCACCCCCUUUUUUGGGGGAAGGGAGCAGGCCCUGUUAUUUUUAAAUGAAGUAUUUUGCUUUAAGAUUGUUUGUGACGAUGCGUUUUCGCCGCCUGUCAGUUCUCCUUUGUGUUUUCAAGCUUGUAAUACUGAUUGUUUACUCAAAGCAAUGCUUUUUUUUCCUAAAAUAAAACCGAGAGACCCGGU